AUGAAUGUCAGUGCUACGCUGAACGUAUUUAGACUGUUCUUUACGCCAAGCUACAGUGUUCCGCAUUUGACUGUCUCGUCAUUCGACAAGAUUCCAAUUCCUUUAAAGUUCCCAAAUCACCAACCAAAUAUUAGAGCUAUUGUAUUAGACAAAGAUAAUUGUUUUGCCAAAGCCCACGAUGAUAAAGUGUGGCCAGAGUAUAAGGAAGCUUGGGAUAAACUACGGACAACCUACCCAGGUGCUAGUUUGUUAAUUGUCAGUAACUCAGCCGGUACAAAUGAUGACAAGAAUCACGAGCAAGCAAAAGUGAUUGAAGAAAGAACUGGUGUCACUGUUUUGAGACAUACAACAAAGAAACCAGGCUGUCAUAAUGAAAUUAUGGAGUAUUUCAAGAAAAACAAUAUAGCGUCAGGUCCAGAAGAAGUAGCAGUUGUUGGUGAUCGUUUGUUCACAGAUGUUUUGAUGGCAAACAUGAUGGGUGCUUGGAGUAUAUGGGUCAGAGAUGGUGUUGUGAGGUCAGAAAGUUUGAUUUGUAAGAUUGAGCGCUCGGUGUAUUCUCAGUUUACUCAAAGAUCGAAUCCAUUGUUACCACCAAUUCCAAAGUUUAAGACAGAGAAAUGA
Molecule: messenger RNA, 621 nt
Organism: Hansenula anomala
Lineage: Eukaryota; Fungi; Ascomycota; Saccharomycetes; Phaffomycetales; Wickerhamomycetaceae
Gene: GEP4
Product: phosphatidylglycerophosphatase
Exons: 2
Coding region: 1-621 (206 amino acids)
Biological process (GO): cardiolipin biosynthetic process
Cellular component (GO): mitochondrion
Molecular function (GO): phosphatidylglycerophosphatase activity
Source: RefSeq, a predicted model, not a curated record